Molecule: messenger RNA, 1379 nt
Organism: Pollicipes pollicipes
Lineage: Eukaryota; Metazoa; Arthropoda; Thecostraca; Pollicipedomorpha; Pollicipedidae
Product: dynein light chain 1, axonemal-like
Exons: 1
Coding region: 250-801 (183 amino acids)
Biological process (GO): outer dynein arm assembly
Cellular component (GO): cytoplasm
Molecular function (GO): alpha-tubulin binding; dynein heavy chain binding
Source: RefSeq, a predicted model, not a curated record
GCUAUAGUCUGUAUUCGAACGGGCUGGGUAGGCAUUUGUGGGGUGGGUGGGUGAAAUUGGUGAAAUCCUUAAGUACACCUAGUCAACAACAACUUAAACAGUACUAAACUCCCAGCUGGUCUAUCCACUACAACGGAAAUAGUAAAGUUUUCAAUAAUACUGGGACGAAUAGUGAUCACGGGUUUCCUCAUUUUCCCGAAUUUGGAGAAGAGGCUUGCAAAGCUAAGUGUGGGGUUUCGCCAGAAAAGUAUGUCCAAAGGAACAUCCAUUAAAGACGCCUUGAAGCAAUGGGAAGAGAAGACGGGGCAAAAGGCCUCUGAAGCCACCGAAAUAAAGCUGAUUGGCAUAUUUCCUUCCAUCGAAAAGAUGGAUAGUGCUCUAAACCAGCUAGCUCUCUGCGAAAAGCUCUCAUUGUCAACAAACGCCAUCGACAAGAUAACCAACCUCAACGCACUGAAAAACCUACGGAUCCUCUCCCUCGGCAGGAACAACAUAAAAACCUUCGCCGGCCUGGAGGCCGUGGGAGACACUCUCGAACAGCUGUGGAUCUCGUACAACAACAUCGAACGCAUGAAAGGCGUCAACGUUCUGCGCAAGCUCAGUGUCCUGUACAUGUCCAACAACGUCGUCAAGGACUGGACCGAGUUCGUCAGGCUCAACGACCUGCCGAACCUGGUCGACCUCGUGUUCGUCGGCAAUCCCCUGGAAGAGCGCUACGCGGAGGCCGGCACGUGGAUUGCCGAAGCCGUCAAACGCCUUCCCAACAUCAAGCGACUGGACGGUACACCGAUUGUUCACUAGCCAUCCACCGGAGGCGCCGCGGCCGCACGAGUCACGCGCCCAACCGCGUUCGCGGAAGAGAAAUGAAGCAGUUUAGGCCAGGACCUAUUUCCCCGGACACUUCACUGACAAAGCGCAGGGCAAGAAUACAUGAAGCGCCAAAAUGAGCUGUCAGGCAAGGGCUGCGGCGAACUCGGAGGUUUUGUGAGGCGUCGGAGGCAAAAAGUAUGGGCCCUCACCUUUGAAAGAUGCCUUAUUUGGCACAGCCAUUAACGUUGGUCAUUGCGUGGUUAGCAUAAAGCCAACGUAACCUUUUACCUAACCUUUGUGUUUGAGGGUGGGGUGGGAACGAAUGGCGGCUUAUUACCGGACCUGGAGGCAAGACCAGCAACGACCAGACGGUCUACCACCAUAUUCCAUGUCUCUGUACGCAUAAAAAGCGAACUCAACUGCCUAACCAGUGAUGUGGUGGUUCUUGUCCUCCAAUUUCUUUGGAAAAUACAUUUUCUAUCGGAAUUAGACACAAACUUAGUUUAGUUCCACAUUUAUCAAUUUGGGAGCACCAUUGUGAUACACAAUGACUUGUUUGGCGACCGCAG